Molecule: messenger RNA, 96 nt
Organism: Phytophthora infestans T30-4
Lineage: Eukaryota; Oomycota; Peronosporomycetes; Peronosporales; Peronosporaceae
Exons: 2
Coding region: 1-96 (31 amino acids)
Source: RefSeq, a predicted model, not a curated record
AUGUCGACCUGGAAAUACAUUCAGUACCCGCCCCAGGCUGUGUCUCGCGAGGAGUACUACAAGAAGAUGCGCGAGAUGGCGAACGAGGACAAGUAA